AUCGCAAAUUUUCGUUGACACAAAUUUCUGAAUUUACCUCCAUCCAAGAGAUCACCAACAACCGGCCAUUAUAACAACAACUACAAUUGCACCCCCCACCACCACCAUCAUCAUGUCUUCAUGCCCCUUCCACAUAAAAGAGCACGUAGUGCCAGGCCAACAUGUCAGAGAAUGGGCGCGCGCAACAUCGCACAGCCAAGACGAUGUGGUAAACCUGCACGUGAAGCAGUACAUCCCCAAAGAUAACCCCUCGCCCCAGCCCGGCGACGUGACCAUCAUUGGGGCGCACGCGAAUGGGUUUCCGAAGGAGCUGUACGAGGCGCUGUGGGAAGACCUGCACACGCGGUCAAAGGCAAACGGCUUCCGCAUCCGCGGCAUCUGGAUCGCCGACGUCUCGAACCAGGGGUGGAGCUUUCAGCUGAACGAGGACAAGCUGGGCAACGACCCGUCCUGGCACGAUCACUCGCGGGACCUGCUUCACUUGACCAACGUGUUCCGCGCCGAGAUGCCGCGGCCCAUCGUCGGCGUAGGGCACUCCUUCGGCGCCAAUAUCCUAACGCAUCUCUCGCUACUACACCCGCGUCUGCUGACGACUCUCGUCCUGCUAGACCCCACCAUCAUCGUCUUCGACCCGGCGAAGAACUCGGGCCCAGGAUCCUCGCCCGCUCGCGCCUCGACGUGGCGCCGCGAAGUUUGGCCGAGCCGACAGGCUGCCGUUGAGUCGUUCCAACGGUCGCCGUUCUACCGGUCCUGGGACCCGCGGGUAUUGAAAACUUGGAUUGAGAACUCCGUCCGGGAUUUGCCCACCCCCCUAUUUCCCGAGCUCCCUCCUGAUUCUUCCUCUUCCAAACCCAGUUCCGAUCUUCCCUCUAGCACCAAUACCCAUCCCGGCGUAACAUUGCGCACACCAAAGCAUCAAGAGGUCUUCACAUUUUUCCGGCCUCUAUGGCCUUAUAUCACCUCAGAAUCAUCGGAGUCUUCCCCACCACACAACGUCCUAAAAUCCGCCGUACCAGACUACGACCCCUCUGAAUCAUCAGCGCUAGCACCAGGGCCGACGCCCUACGCCUUCUACCGCUCCGAAGGCGGCAUCGUCCUCAAGGCUCUGCCAUCCGUUCGUCCCAGCGCGCUCUUCGUGCACGGCACUGCAAGCGAAAUCUCCAAGCCAGACAUCCGCGCCCUCCGCCUCUCCACCUGCGGCGUCGGCCCCGGCGGCAGCGGCGGCGCGAAGGCCGGGCGCGUGGCCGAGGUGGUCAUGGAAGACAAGGGCCACUUGUUCCCCAUGGAAUGCCCCGACGAGACGGCCGCGCACGCCGCGCGCUGGAUUGGGGCCGAGAUGACUCGGUGGCGCGAGGAGCAGGCCGAAUACGAGUCGUGGACGAAGCUGCCCACGCUCGAGAAGACAACGAUGAGCCAGGAGUUCAUGGACAGGGUUGGACGGCCAAAAAAGUCCAAACUAUGACAGCUAGAUUCCGUCCAUCUAUCUAAUUACCUUUUACACAACGAAUAGAUAUGGUAUUUUGAGAAUAAACAAGGAGACAAUGCAAUCUAGUUUAUAGGCGAGGUCAGGCUAAAGGGGGCGAGAAAGGUAAAAUCAACAAUCUUAGUCAUGUCAUUGCUAGAAUACCUUUCGACACCCUGUACUGCUCUAGAAUUACAACAACGUUUCAAUAUAUGUCUCACUUGUUGACUCGAGCAUUUUGAGUGAGAAGAACAUAUUUACAAGACAUA
This is a messenger RNA of Xylaria bambusicola, 1731 nucleotides long. RefSeq names its product Alpha/beta hydrolase family-domain-containing protein. NCBI's taxonomy places the organism in Eukaryota, Fungi, Ascomycota, Sordariomycetes, Xylariales, Xylariaceae. The transcript is spliced from 2 exons. The coding region runs from base 113 to 1462 and encodes 449 amino acids. The record is from RefSeq and is a predicted model, not a curated record.